This is a messenger RNA of Halichondria panicea, 1958 nucleotides long. RefSeq names its product eukaryotic translation initiation factor 2A-like. Gene Ontology annotation, biological process: translational initiation. The transcript has 21 exons. The coding region runs from base 104 to 1891 and encodes 595 amino acids. NCBI's taxonomy places the organism in Eukaryota, Metazoa, Porifera, Demospongiae, Suberitida, Halichondriidae. Gene Ontology annotation, cellular component: cytosolic small ribosomal subunit. The record is from RefSeq and is a predicted model, not a curated record. Gene Ontology annotation, molecular function: tRNA binding; translation initiation factor activity; protein binding.
ACGAGGGCGGUGUUUAGUAAGAGCAAGACUAACUCCACGUGGUCAUCCAUAAAGUAAUACUGUCCAUGUUAUCAUCCUCUAGACUUGUACACAGCAGCAGAAUAUGGCCCAGUCAAUGUCCAGCCCACCUCCAGCUCUGGCAGCUAGAGGUAGUCAAGGGAUUAUCUUAAAGGAAACUUCUGGCAGCCGUUUGGAAAGCACUAUAAGUGGGUCAGAAUGUAGAGUGAUGGAGUUUAGCUCAGAUGGGUGCCAACUGGCAUGGUGUGAUGGGAAGAGUGUCACUGUGAUGGAUGUCCCCUCUGGAGCAGUCAAAUACACCAUCUCAAAGCCCAAGACACGAUGUAUACAGUUUUCACCACUGGGGUCUUACCUUGCUCUCUGGGAGCCUUAUGCUGUCACCAAGGACGUUCCAGCGGGCACACCAAAUCUCCAUGUAUACAACAGCAGUGGAGAGCUGGUCACUGAGUACAUUCAGAAAAAGCAACAAGGAUGGUGUCCACAGUGGACUGAGGAUGAGCAGGUGUGUGCUAGGAAUGUGACCAACGAGGUCCACUGCUUCAGUGGGGGAGCUCCUGGUCUCACCUGUGACAACAAGCUCCAGAUUGCUGGGUUGACCACUUAUGCUCUCUCCAGAGGAAAGUUACCGUACAAGAUUGUUGUAUACGUCCCUGGAAGCAAGGGUGCUCCUUGCUUUGUACGGAUGUUUGCGUACCCCAACCUGAAUGCCUCUGCCAUUAUGGCCUCAAGAAGUUUCUAUAAAUCCGACACUGUCAGUUUCUCUUGGAACAAGAAAGGGUCAGCUGUACUGGUCACUACGACCACUGAAGUAGACAAGACAGGUGCCUCGUACUAUGGUGAGCAAGGCUUGCACUACGUGUCAGCACGUGGGGAGAGCAACAUGGUCCAGCUGAGUAAGAAAGGUCCAAUAUAUGAUGUGGACUGGAAUCCAAACUCAGAGGAGUUCUGUGUGGUAUAUGGCUUCAUGCCUGCCAAAGCCACCAUCUUCAACUGCAAGUGUGAUCCAGUGUACGACUUUGGGACAGGGCACAGGAACAUGGCCAAGUACAACCCUCACGGAAACAUCCUCUGCUUGGCUGGCUUUGGAAAUCUACGAGGAAAUAUUGACUUGUGGGACAGGGAGAGUCUAAAACCAAUCAAAAAGCUGGAGGCGAGUGAUUCCACCCAAUUUGAGUGGUGUCCUGAUGGGGUGCACUUUGUCACGGCAACUACCGCCCCUCGACUGAGAGUUGGAAAUGGAUACAAGGUGUGGCACUUCUGUGGUACUUUAGUACAGUGUGAAGACACUCCACCCAAGCAAGAACUAUGGGAGGUGAAAUGGCGACCGUUCCCGGCUGGCACAUUCCCCACACCCUCCACCUCCUCCACAGCCCCACCCACAACCAUAGAACAACCUGUGCAACAGGAGAAGAAAGCUGCCUACCGACCACCUGCACUCAGAGGAAAGCCAUACACGUACAAACUGCAUGAAGAGGAACCCCCACAGAGAGUGGGAGCCGCUGAAGAGAAGGAAAAAGAUAAACUUUCCAAAUCAGCUCAGAAGAAUAAGAAAAAAAGGGAAUCUAAGCUAAAAUCCAAAGAGCAGGAGCAAGUGGUCAUUACUCGCGGUUCAAAGAGGGGGGCGGAGAAAGACGAUGCUCUGGCACUAGCCGCUCAGAUACUGAGAGGCAAUAAAGACAAAGUAGUAGAUCCUGUCGGCAGUGGGAAGAGUGACUCAGAGAAGAAACUAAAGAACUUGCGCAAAAAACUGACACAGAUUGAGCAGCUGAAGCAACAACAGGCUGAGGGGAAACAGUUGGAAACCAAUCAAAUUGAGAAAAUAAAGACUGAGCAGUCAAUACUGGAAGAGAUUGAAAAACUGACUCUGUCUUAGCUUUUAUAUUAUAGUUUUGUAAGAAUUUGUUUCAACCGUAUUUUGAUUCAUUAAUUGUUCAUCUGUA